This is a messenger RNA of Vigna unguiculata (cowpea), 1296 nucleotides long. RefSeq lists its product as uncharacterized. Lineage: Eukaryota; Viridiplantae; Streptophyta; Magnoliopsida; Fabales; Fabaceae. The record is from RefSeq and is a predicted model, not a curated record.
AUGGCGAAGAAGCUGGAUAUGAUUAAAGAUAUUGAUGGUAAGAGGGAAACUCUAAAGCUAGCAGUUAGAGUUGUUGAUCAUUGGUAUGUUCAAUCCCGUGAUUCUACUCUUCAGUUGGAGAUGAUUAUGAUGGAUGAAAAUACGGACAAAAUACAUUGCAUUGUUCGCAUGAAGGAGUUUCAUUUAUGGGAUAACAAGUUGAUUGAGGGAGAAACAUAUAUCAUGCACAAUUUCAAGAUACUGAAAAAUGAAGGGCAGUACAGGGUAUGUGAGCAUCCUUACAAGUUACUUGGUGCUGCAAUUUGUUGUACAUUGUGGGAUGAUUAUUGCAAGAAGUUUGUACAGAGGUUCAAUGAGCUACCUAAUUCGGAGAAGCUUGUGGUUAUCAUUACUCAAGCUAAAAUCAAACCAGCUGCAGGUGAAUGGCCAGUUAAUGUUUCUAAUACAUGGAAUGGUACAAAGUUGAUCAUGGAAAAUGAUUUUCCUCAAAUAGUUGAUUUUAAGAAACGAAUGAAAGAAAUUGAUCCUGAUGAGGUGAUAUUGAGUCAAUGUGUAAGUCAAUUGACUCAGUCUUCCCAAUAUACUGAUGCUGAACGUUUUGUAUAUAAAUGUUUAGUAAAAAGUUUGUUUAAAAUCCCAUCAAUGAAGAAGGAAGUUGUAUGUGUGACUGUUGCAACGACUAUUAAGUUUAACUUAGAUAAUGAGGGCUGGUAUAGGCUCCAAGUCCAGGUCUGUGAUGAUUCAAACAAUUAUGCUAUUUUUGUUGUAUGGGACCAAGAAUGUAGCAACAUCAUUGGGUUGUCUACAGCUGAUUUGCAGAAAAGAAUGAUUGAGGUUGGUGAAGAUGACCCCCUUUGCUUUCCUGAUGCAUUGGAUAUAAUGCUAGGCUGUACCUUUGCAUUUAAAGUUCGAACCCAACCAAGAACUAAGUGUGCAUUUGUCAUUAAAGUUUCAAAUGUUUCAGAAAUAGUGACACAUGUUAAAAGUCUUAUCCCUCCACUUCAAAUUGGUGAUAGUACUGAUAAAUGCAGUAUGGAUUUGGUAUCUGAGAGUUCCAGUGUUACGAUUUCAGAAUUACAUGGGAAAGCUAUUUGUAAUUUGGCUGCAGACACUGAUACUGAUAUAAUGAGUUUGAGUGCAACUGGUGAUAAUGAUUCGGAUUAUGUUGUAAUUGAAACUCCAAGAAAGAGGUUAUUGCCAUGUAGUGAAAAUUGCAAUGAAUCUUCUCAGGACAUGGAUUCUGCUCAACUAUCCAGCACUAAGAUGAAGAAGCUUAUCAAAAAGGAGAAAACGUAA